AUAAAGUUAGGUUGUGUUUGGUUCGUCUAGUUCCACCCAUUGACUCUGUGAGCAGAACCUCUUUUUGAAUCCAUCUUGGAUCCUAACUGAUUUAAAAUUGCUGUUUAUCAGACUACGUUCAUGAGAGUUUAAAUCCUGGGGAAUAUUCCCAUCUUCCACACAGUUGAAGAAGCAGCAAGCAGGAGGAAUUACUCCAGGAGAAACUACUGAAAUACUAUUGGAAAGAUGGAGUUUGAGGAAGAACCCUGCAGAAUGAGAGAUGAAGAUCCAGAGGUACAAACAGAUGAAGAUGGAAAGGAUGUCGGGCAAAAACAAGCUAGAAAAAAUGGAGCCAAAAAACCCUUCACCUGCUCUGAUUGUGGAAAGAGUUAUUCGCGUAAACCAGACCUUAACAGACACAUGAGAUUUCACACUGGAGAACGGCUGUUCACAUGCACUCCGUGUGGGAAAGUUUUCGCAGAUAAAGGAAAGCUGGAUGUACAUAUGAGAGUUCACACUGGAGAAAGACCGUUCACAUGCACUCAGUGUGGACAGAGUUACAUACAUAAACCAGAUCUUAAGAGACACAUGAGAGUUCACACUGGAGAGAAGCCUUACACAUGCACUCAGUGUGGGAAGAGUUUCAUUGACACACAAAGCUUAAAAUCGCACAUGAAAGCUCACACUGGAGAAAAACCGUUCACCUGCACUCAGUGUGGAAAGAGUUUCGUAUCCCAAAGCUUUCUUAAAGAUCAUCUUCUCUCUCACACCGGAGUGAAGUCGUUCAGAUGUGAUCAGUGUGAUAAAACAUUCGCUAUGGCAACAAACUACAGGAGACAUCUUAAAGUUCAUGCCGGUGUGAAGCCUCACUUUUGUUCUUUUUGUGGGAAGACUUUUAUACAUCUGCAAAAGUUAAAAGAGCAUGAGCGUAUUCAUACUGGCCUGAAACCUUAUGCAUGCUUGGACUGUGGAAAGAGCUACACUACAUCGAGUGGAUUAAAAACACACCAGAUGAUUCACACUGGAGAGAAACCUUACAUGUGCUCACACUGUGACAAGUGUUUUGCUGUUUUAUCAUCUCUGAAAAGCCAUGAGAGAGUUCAUACUGGAGAGAAGCCCUACCAGUGCUCUUCAUGCGGGAAGUAUUUUGCUUACCAUCCAGGUCUGCACGCUCAUAUUAAAAAAAAGCGUUGCCCAAAGUUGCCCAAGUGAGAAAUGUUUGAGAUUCAUCAUAUUUGGUAUCAACUCUUGAAAAAUGAAAAGAUUUAAAAUCAGUCAAGUUUGGCUAUGGGGUUUGUUACUGAAUUCUUUUAUUGUGUAUACGCCCUCUUGAAUGUAUUCUGAUUGCAUGUUUUGAAAUAAAUGAGAAUUAAAAGGAACAAAAAUACAUGA
Carassius auratus (goldfish) is the source of this 1371-nucleotide messenger RNA. Its product is annotated as gastrula zinc finger protein XlCGF7.1. Bases 226 to 1191 code for a protein of 321 amino acids. Gene Ontology annotation, cellular component: nucleoplasm. The record is from RefSeq and is a predicted model, not a curated record. The transcript has 3 exons. Gene Ontology annotation, biological process: regulation of cytokine production; regulation of immune system process; negative regulation of transcription by RNA polymerase II. Gene Ontology annotation, molecular function: RNA polymerase II cis-regulatory region sequence-specific DNA binding; DNA-binding transcription repressor activity, RNA polymerase II-specific. Lineage: Eukaryota; Metazoa; Chordata; Actinopteri; Cypriniformes; Cyprinidae.